Messenger RNA from Pseudonaja textilis, 1156 nucleotides. RefSeq names its product ornithine transcarbamylase (gene OTC). Gene Ontology annotation, biological process: L-citrulline biosynthetic process. Gene Ontology annotation, cellular component: mitochondrion. NCBI's taxonomy places the organism in Eukaryota, Metazoa, Chordata, Lepidosauria, Squamata, Elapidae. Gene Ontology annotation, molecular function: ornithine carbamoyltransferase activity; amino acid binding. The record is from RefSeq and is a predicted model, not a curated record.
AUGUUUAAUUUCAGAUUCCUAUUUAAUACAGCAAAUAUACAUAAAAUCAAGCAUUCGGUACAAUGUAUUCGUUCUAGACACAGGCAACCCAUUGAAACUUCCACUAAGUUAAAAGGUCAAGACCUCUUAACCCUACAAAACUAUACACCCGAAGAAAUCAAAUAUUUGCUUUGGGUAGCAUCAGAUUUGAAAAACAGAAUCAAAUACAAAAAAGAGUAUUUACCUUUAUUACAAGGCAAAUCUUUAGCCAUGAUUUUUGAGAAAAGAAGCACAAGAACUAGAUUAUCUACAGAAACAGGAUUUGAACUUCUUGGAGGACAUCCAUGUUUCCUUACAUUACAAGAUAUACAUCUGGGUAUCAAUGAAAGCAUCUCUGACACAGCACGGGUACUGUCAACCAUGACAGAUGCAAUCCUGGCCAGAGUAUAUAAACAUUGUGACCUAAUCACAUUGGCAGAAGAAGCCGUAAUUCCAGUGAUAAAUGGGUUGUCUGAUUUUGAUCAUCCUAUUCAGAUUUUAGCUGAUUAUCUUACACUUCAGGAACAUUAUAGGUCUUUGAAUGGAUUGACCCUCAGUUGGAUAGGUGAUGGAAACAAUGUUCUAAACUCUAUUCUAUUGAGUGCUGCUAAAUUUGGGAUGAAUCUUCAUGUUGCUACUCCAAAGGGUUUUGAGCCAGAUCCCACAGUAAUCAAAAUAGCUGAAGAAUAUUCUAUAAAGUAUGGCACCAAAUUGCUUCUGACAACUAACCCACUGGAAGCUGCUAAGGGGGCCAGUGUUUUGAUAACAGACACAUGGAUAAGUAUGGGGCAAGAAGAAGAGAAACAAAAGAGACUAAAGGCUUUCCAAGGUUAUCAAAUAACAAUGCAGACUGCGCAAGAGGCUGCUUCUGAUUGGACUUUCUUACACUGCUUACCCAGAAAGCCAGAAGAAGUUAACGAUGAAGUAUUUUAUUCUCCAAAGUCACUGGUUUUUCAAGAAGCUGAAAACAGGAAAUGGACUAUUAUGGCUGUCAUGGUUUCCCUGCUGACAGAUUAUUCACCACAGCUUCAAAUGCCUACAUUUUGAUUUUGAGGUUUCUUUCACAGAAAAUAUUAUUUACAGCAAAUAAUUUGCUUUAUAAAGGAACUUUUUCUUUGAAAAGCAAGAUCAAAUCAGU